This is a messenger RNA of Sungouiella intermedia, 2196 nucleotides long. Lineage: Eukaryota; Fungi; Ascomycota; Pichiomycetes; Serinales; Metschnikowiaceae. The record is from the annotation of a GenBank genome assembly.
AUGAAUAGCAACCAUAAGUUUCAACAGCAGCCUGGCUUGCCCUCGCAGCAAAUUUUGCUCCAGCAACUACAACAGCCCCAGGGCAACCAGCCUAGUCAGCAGCAGCAGCAACAACAACAACAGCAACAGCAACAGCAGCAACCACAGCAACAGCAACAGCCCUUGGGACACUACUCUGGUCAGAGUCAGGUUUUCAAUCAGCACCCACAAUUGUCUCAGCAGAAGUUUGUAAACCAGCAGACCAUGCUGCAACCUCCAAGUCUGGGCAUGCCCAUGACAGGUGGUAACCAAGGCUUUCCAGCGCCAGUCAAGGUCAAUUCCAUUAACGUGGAUGACCCAAAUACGGUGUAUUGGCAGAACCAGGUGCAAUUGUGCCAAUUGUCCAGAAGCGAAGACAUUCCGCACUUUUAUGCCAGGCAAUAUGCUCAAAACUCUCGGAAAAACAAGAAUCCAUACGGUGAUGUGAAGGCCGUUACUUUAAUUGACGCCACUAAAACCGUUGUAGCUGCGUUGGAUGAGCAAGAGAAGCAGCAAAGUGCUGCGCAGGCUUCUGCGGCGUUGAUGCGCAACAAGAAAGUCGAUUUGGAGGAAGAUGAAGAGCAGAGAAUGAUGGCCCGCACACAAGGGAAGCAGUUGUGGUGUCAUUUGGAUCUCUCUGGCCAGGGUUUGCUCAAUAUUUCUCCGAAGCUUUUUCAGUACGAUUUCUUGGAGUCUCUUUACUUGAACAAUAACAAACUCACCACGGUUCCCACAGUGAUCAAGAAAUUGCGUGGUUUGCGUGUCCUUGACUUGUCUCACAACCGUAUUUCUGAGGUGCCUGGUGAAUUGGGAUUAUGUUACAACUUGCGUUAUUUGUACUUGUUUGACAACAAUAUCAAAACGUUACCCAACGAGUUCCGUAACUUAAUCGAGUUGUUGUUCUUGGGUAUUGAGGGCAAUCCGAUUGACUUGAAGAUUGCCAACUUGAUUGCUGAAAAAGGUACUAAGGAGUUGAUCAGCUAUUUCAGAGAUAUGGAGCCCACUUAUCCAGAACCUAAGCCAAGACAAUGGCUUUUGUUGAAGGAAGAUGGUGAGAUCAUUGAUCCGGUGACCAAUCCUGGUAUCUACAGUGAAGACCUCAUGAAUUCGGACUCUCAUGAUACUUUCACAUUGUUGACAUACAACACGUUGUGUCAGCACUAUGCCACCACGAAAUUGUACAAGUACACUCCAUCAUGGGCCCUUGACUGGAACUUCAGAAGAAACUCAUUGAAGGAGGAGAUUGUCCGAUUAGGCACUGAUGUGAUCUGUUUGCAGGAAGUUGAAACGAGAACGUUCCACGAGUUCUGGGUGCCUGUUAUGGAAGCUAUUGGAUACAAGGGAUACUUCUUCAGUAAGACCAGAUCUAAAACUAUGAGCGAGCUGGAGUCUAAGAAAGUGGAUGGCUGUGCUACGUUCUACCGCAUGUCCAAGUUCCAAUUGGUUCAAAAGCAGCACUUGGAAUACAACACUGUAUGCAUGGGAUCUGAUCGUUACAAAAAGACCAAAGAUUUGUUCAAUAGGUUCAUGAAUAAGGACCACAUUGCGUUGAUUACAUACCUACAGCACGUUGAGACAGGGGAGAAGAUUGUCAUUGUCAACACGCACUUGCAUUGGGAUCCAGCAUUCAAUGACGUUAAGGCAUUGCAAGUUGGUAUUUUAUUGGAAGAGUUGCAGGUGAUCAUCAAGAAGUUUCUCCACACAAACAGCAUGGACGAUGUGAAGAACUCAUCGUUGAUCAUUUGUGGUGAUUUCAAUUCGACCAAGAAGAGUGCAGUGUACCAAUUGAUCUCAACCGGAUCUGUCUCAAACCACGAAGAUUUGCACGGCAGAGACUAUGGUCGUUUCACGGAUGAGGGAUUCCACCACAACUUCAAGUUAAAGUCCGCUUACGACCACAUUGCCUCUGACUUUCCCUUCUCCAACUUUACCCCCACAUUUACCAGUGAGAUUGAUUACGUGUGGUAUUCCACAGGCACUUUGCAAGUCAAGGGCUUGUUGGGUAAGGCAGAUGAGGAAUACUCUUCGCACCAGGUGGGUUUCCCAAGUGCACACUUCCCAUCCGACCACAUCCCAUUGGUUACCAAAUUCCAAAUUCGCAAGAAAGGGUCUGUGGCAGCCAACAAGAAGACCGACUUCAAGCCGGACUUCAAAUCGGGUUCCUCUAGAAAAACCUAA